AUUAUUUUGUGCGUAUCGUAAUCAAAAAGCUUUUAUGCGGACAGCUUUUUUAAGUGUUUCUCGAUUACUGAUAUAAUAUAAGCAUUAACAGCAGCACCAGCAUACAAAUGAAAAGAAGUCGUUGACUGAUUGUUAAGGCAGAAAGACGUUUAAAACUCCGUAAACUGCAUAAACUAAAAACCAUGUUGAGCCAACAUCCAGUUAUCGAUUGCAAGGAGCUGAAAAUCCCUGCACCUUGGGGCUACAUUUCGGGACGAUGGUAUGGAAAUCGCUUGGAACGCCCCAUCCUGGCACUACACGGAUUUAUGGACAACCUGGGCACCUUCGAUCGCCUGGUUCCACUGCUCCCCGAUCACGUCGGAGUACUCUGCAUCGAUUUACCAGGACACGGAAGAUCCUCGCCUCUGCCAUUGGGAAUACGCUAUGAUGUGUACAACGAUGUCUUCCUUAUUCCGCGGAUUAUGAAGCAUUUUGGCUGGGAGAAGGUUUCCCUCUUGGGACACUCACUUGGAGCCUUCUACAGUUUUAUUUACGCAACGUUGGCACCCGACACUGUGGACAUGGUCAUCUGCAUAGACUGUGUGCUGCUGCCGAAAUUCGACGUUGAUAUUGCCCUCGAAAGCUUCCGCAGAAACCUUGAUCAGCACAUGAUUCAGGAAGAGAUCCUGGCGAGUGGCAAUUUGCUGGAGCCACCCAGCUACACGGUGCCGAAAAUGGAAAUGGCACUGGCCAAUGGAUCGCUGGGUUCGGUGACCCCCGAGUUGGCCCAGCACCUGCUCCACCGCCAGGUGAAGGAGUCAGGACUCAAUCCGAAAUCGUUUUACUUCUCCACAGAUAGGCGGAUCAGGUUCUACAACUACUGGGACAUUAGUGCGGAACUGGGUGCUGAUAUGGCGAGAGGAGUUAGAAAAAAGCCCUUUCUCAUUAUCAAGGCAUCCAUGUCGCCUUUUCUGGGCCCUCACACUGACGAAGCCAUUUCCAUUUUGGCCCAGGAUAACCCACUCUUUGAGUUCUAUGAAGUAGACAGCGGUAGCCAUCACGUUCACCUGCGAUUCCCCGAGGAGUGUGCGAAGUACAUGAGUCUCUUCAUUCAGUACCAUCGACCUCCAUCGAGAGCAGCUUCGUACCAAGGAAAGCUAUAG
Drosophila santomea is the source of this 1142-nucleotide messenger RNA. RefSeq names its product probable serine hydrolase. The transcript has 2 exons. Bases 183 to 1142 code for a protein of 319 amino acids. The record is from RefSeq and is a predicted model, not a curated record. NCBI's taxonomy places the organism in Eukaryota, Metazoa, Arthropoda, Insecta, Diptera, Drosophilidae.